AUGAAACAAAUUUACAAGAAAUGGAAGCAGAGAUACUUUGUUCUAACUUACAUAGCUCCUCUCCAAAGUCAUACAUUGAAGAAUGAAAAGCAUAAAAACAAAAAGGACAAAAACCAUCAGAACAACAACUUUUCUGAUGCUGCAUCAUCCGUGGUUUCCAUGAACCCUACAAAAUCAGCUGACAUGGACUUCAACAACAACCAGCCCAACAAUAACUUGUCAUCGUACGACUUACUCACACACAAAAACAAAAAGAACACUUUGAAUUUAAAUUUCAACAGCAGUAGCAGUUAUGAACUCAAUGAUGGUACGCAGAAUAUUGGUAGGGCAUAUUCGGUCGGAAAUGUCAACAAAAUAAGUGGAAAAUCCGAAAUAACGAACCACAGAGCUGAACUGACAUACUAUGCCGACGAACUUAUGACAAAAAAGCUGGGUAGCGUCGACUUGGAAAACUGUGAGGAGGUUCUCAGUCAUUUGAAGUCCAACACUUUCCGCUACAUCUUUGCCAUUAAAACUUAUUUCAAAAAAACGCGUCCACGAACUUAUUUCUUGGUCGCCUCAACUGAAGAAGACAUGAUCGCAUGGGUCGGUCAUCUGUGCAAGUGCCUGCAAAUGGUCAACGAUGGGAAUUUCAGCAGCACAUACAAAAGUCCUGUCAACAAAAUAACAAAUUUCUACAACAGCAUCGGCCUUUUAAACAGCAGCAGCAGCAGCAACAACCACGGUUGCAGCAACAUCAGCAACAAUAACACUAACAACGACAGCAAUUCUGCGUCUACAGCAACAACGUGCACGACGAAUUUCUCAUCUUCCUCGUCCUCACAUCGUACAUCGUCAGUGAAGCAAAUGUUUCAGAGACAAAUAUCAACACUAUCUAAUUCUAGAUCUCGGAGCGUCAGCAACUCUUUAGACUCUCGUUUCCUUCCUAACAACAAUAACAACAACAUCACAAACAACGUCAACAACAACAGCAACAACUCAACACCGACUAGCAGCGUAUCAGACAUGUUGUCGUAUAGGGACGACACCAAUGCUGCAUCACCAAAUUUACAGUGGAAGCUGAAUCAUCUCAAACACCUGAAUAACACUCACCAACAGCAGAUGCAACAUUUUUAUCAGCAGCAGCAACAACAACACAUGAUACAACAACAACUGUCUCAUAACAUGGAUAACAUGAUGACUUUCUACAACUACCCAAAUCCAUACCUCCAUAAUCACGGUGGUUACGACAAUAUUUCUUCUUUACCUCACCAGAAGCCACCAAAUAAUUAUGGUCCUAUGAUUCCACCACCACCACCAAAUUUCCAAGCUUUUCUUCCAUUUUUGAUACCACAGCAACAUCUCAUGAAUCCUCCAACACACCAAUCGCAAGAUCAUCUGUAUAAUAUUCCAAAUAAGAACCAAAGCUUCAAAAAUAAUACCGCUCAAAUGCCAUAUGAUGCAAAUGUUUAUAAAGUACCCAAUCAAGGAUAUUACGAUGCACCAAACAGUCGUAAUUUUAUUCUGCCGAAAUCGAGAUUGCAGUACGACACCGAUCAAAAACUUGCCCCGCCAAAAGAUAAAAACGCCAUAUACUCCGCCCAAUUCGCAAGAAAUGUGGUUCAGCUGGUUUCAAACAUGCAUCAACAAUCAGCACGACCAUCUUUAGCACAAAAUAAAUACCGCAAUUUUGAGAAUUGCCCUUCAAAGCAAUCUGAAGCUGCCUACAUUCAAUAUGAUAUUCCAAAAUCAUUACCAGAAGAAUACUCAACGAUGUCGCAAAAUCUAAGCAGCCUGGCACCAGAGUAUGAUACUCCAAACAUGAACGUGAACUUGAGUUAUGUACCUGAAACACCUUACAACGUUCCACAACAUCCUUCAUUGUCCAUUAAUUCCGAUGAAAUCCCAUCCAAGUUGACAGAAAUGGGGAAUCAGUUAGGAAGAAUUGAUUUGAAUAUUGACCACCCGGGACCUCAAUUUUAUACAAGUCUCCCGGAAAGAAGCGAGGAAUUCAUUGAAAUGGUUCAGCGUGAAGAACCAAUCAUUGAAACUGAAUCUGAUUAG
Helobdella robusta is the source of this 2043-nucleotide messenger RNA. RefSeq lists its product as hypothetical. The transcript has 3 exons. The record is from RefSeq and is a predicted model, not a curated record. NCBI's taxonomy places the organism in Eukaryota, Metazoa, Annelida, Clitellata, Rhynchobdellida, Glossiphoniidae. The coding region runs from base 1 to 2043 and encodes 680 amino acids.